UCAGAUAGGCUGAUUUCGAGUCUUUCUCUUCUGUGGGAAGACCGAGGCUCGCAUCUUUUUGGCUUGUUGGCUCUUUUACAUCUGGACAUUUAACUCUUACUUUUAAGAUCUUUCCCUCUAGACACUGAGUUUUAAAGUCUUAACUUUUUGGUUGUUAAAAACUUUUUUUUUUUAAAGUCCCUUCCCUUGCCAUCGGGUUGACAUGAGCGUGGAUCUUUCUGGUCCCCACAGUCUGCCUAGUUGUGAGGAAGCAUCGAACUCUGGAGACUCCUCGCCGAUGCCUGCCGUUUCUCUUCCUGAGGAAAAUUAUUCUUGCUUACAAGUAUCUGCUACUGAGAUGCUCUGCACAGAGACUGCCUCUCCUCCGCCUUCCUCUGGGGACCUCCCUCUUCAAGACAGCCCUGAUUCUUCUACCAAUCCCAAGCUAAAGCUCUCUGGUCCCGAGGCUGACAAGGGCCCUGAGAAGAAGGAAGAGAACAAGGUCCUCACCAAGAAGCAGAAGAUGCGGACUGUGUUCUCUCAGGCCCAGUUGUGUGCACUCAAGGACAGGUUUCAGAGGCAGAGGUACCUCAGCCUCCAGCAGAUGCAAGAUCUCUCUACCAUUCUGAACCUGAGCUAUAAGCAGGUUAAGACCUGGUUCCAAAACCAAAGAAUGAAGUGCAAGCGGUGGCAGAAAAACCAAUGGUUGAAGACUAGCAACGGCCUGACUCAGAAGGGCUCAGCGCCGGUGGAGUAUCCCAGCAUCCAUUGCAGCUAUUCUCAGGGCUAUCUGAUGAACGCGUCUGGAAACCUUCCAGUGUGGGGCAGUCAGACCUGGACCAACCCAACUUGGAACAACCAGACGUGGACCAACCCAACUUGGAGCAACCAGACCUGGACCAACCCAGCUUGGAGCAACCAGGCCUGGAGCACUCAGUCCUGGUGUACUCAGGCUUGGAACAGCCAGACUUGGAACGCUGCUCCGCUCCAUAACUUCGGGGAGGACUCCCUGCAGCCUUAUGUGCCGUUGCAGCAAAACUUCUCCGCCAGUGAUUUGGAGGCGAAUUUGGAAGCCACUAGGGAAAGCCAGGCGCAUUUUAGUAGCCCGCAAGCCUUGGAAUUAUUCCUGAACUACUCCGUGAAUUCUCCAGGCGAAAUAUGAGGUUUACACAACAACUGGGCUUAAAGUCAGGGCAGGGCCAGGGUCAGCUUUCUUCCUUCUUCCAAAGAGUUUUAUAUAUUGUUCUUAUUUUUUUAAUUAUUAUUUUGUUUUUGUUUUUUGUUUAUCAAGGUAGGGUUUCUCUGUGUAGCUCUGGCUGUCCUGGAAUUCACUCUGUAGACCAGGCUGGCCUCGUACUCAGAGAUCUGCCUACUUUUGCCUCCUGAAGGCUAGGGUUAAAGAAUUUCUAAAGAUUUUCAUAGUUUUUUAUUUUUUUAAUUAUUAUCUGUUUUCAUGUUUGUGGUUUUUUGUUUUGUUUUUGUUUUUGUUUAUCAAGAUAGGGUUUCUCUGUGUGGCUCUAGUAGUCCCGAAACUGGCUCUGUAGACCAGGCUGUCCUUGAACUCAGAAAUCUGCCUUUGCCUCCGGACUGCGGGGACUAAAGGCAGUAUAUAACCACCUGGCACAUUGUUUUUAUUUUUAUUGUUUUAGUGCCAGAAAGCAAACCUAGGACUUUGAGCUGGGCACCCACUCAACCACUGAGCCCCGUGUUGGCUGCAUUUGUCUGAGCUGGGUAACUUGUCUUUUUUUUCUGUGUUAACGAUGGGCUUUGGAGACAGUGCACUAUACACCCUAUCCUCCCCCAGGUCUCGCACACCCACCUUACUCCAUACCAACCCAGGCUUGUCUGUCUUUUUUUUUUUUUUUUUUUUUUUUUUUUGGAGCUGAGGACCGAACCCAGGGCCUUGCGCUUUCUAGGCAAGCGCUCUACCACUGAGCUAAAUCCCCAACCUUGUCUGUCUUUAGAAGCUUGGGUCUUGGUGUGCACUGUGUAUCGUUUUGAGGGGUGAGGUUUAAAAAUAUACAAAGUAUAAAGAUUCAUGCAGAUAUGGUGGCUCCUCUCAAGCACAAGACAGAAGGAUCAUGAGUUUGAGGCUAUCUCAGAUAUAAAAUAAGUUCAAGACCAGCCUGUACUAUGUCUAAAUAGUAAGACAGCAUCUCAACAAAAUAAUAAAACUAAGGUAAGGAGAUAAAAGUAAAGUCUCAACAAAAUACAAGAUCUCGCCUGCUACGGUUCUUUGAUUUCCUCCGUGUCUUUGCAGUUCCGCCAAGAGGCUUCUAUGUUAAUAUCUGUAGAAAGAUGUUUAUAUUUGACUGUACCAUGAUAAACCAGUGCCAGCUGGACUAGUUUAAAUAAAACACGAAUUUUACCCA
Rattus rattus (black rat) is the source of this 2351-nucleotide messenger RNA. RefSeq names its product Nanog homeobox (gene Nanog). Lineage: Eukaryota; Metazoa; Chordata; Mammalia; Rodentia; Muridae. The record is from RefSeq and is a predicted model, not a curated record. The transcript has 4 exons. Gene Ontology annotation, molecular function: RNA polymerase II cis-regulatory region sequence-specific DNA binding; DNA-binding transcription factor activity, RNA polymerase II-specific. Gene Ontology annotation, biological process: regulation of transcription by RNA polymerase II. The coding region runs from base 203 to 1141 and encodes 312 amino acids.